AGAUCUGAGUGCUCUUUGUACUUAUUAUAAGCUUAACUCAUUUUGCAUGGAGGUGGGCUCCUACUAUUUAUCCCCCUGCCUCCUGCGAGCUGACCAAACUGAUCCAACCACUUGCAAUUCCCAUCGAUCCUGUCAAAAAAGCCGAGUUCGGCGCAAUUGUUCUCGUUUGAAGUUGAUUAGCCCCCCGUUGUGGCCAACAAAAUGUGUCUAUUGUGCUCGGCUGCAGCGGCCAAUCGGUGGAUACUGCGUGAGUUGGCAGUAUUGGGGAAAUUAAAGGGUCCACGCCGCAUUAUUGUGCCCAAUAAAAUUAAAGUUUUGUUUAUGAAUGGAAUUACACGACGACAUUUAGAUGGCCAAAAGAGCAGCUUGGCCGGGCCAACGCAGCUGGAAAUCGAGGGGCCGCCGACUCGGCUCAGAUUCACAGACACUUCAUCUAAAUGUCAGGCCAUAUCUAGCGACACUCGCAACACUCGGAUUCGCACUAGCCGGGGAUCGGAUUGGUCUUUGGUACUGGGGCCUGGACAUCUCUCGGUUACUCCGGUCUCCGGUUGUCGGCUCUCUUUGGCGGCUGCUUUGGCCAAAUCAAUUGAGCCGCCUUCCCCCAUAAACGAGCCAAAACAAAUGACUCCGACUUGCCUCGAGAGGCUGCGACUGCGGCGGAGACUGCUCUGCUCUUGGGACCCGGGGCAGCUGAAGAUCAUUAGUAUAAUUUAA
Messenger RNA from Drosophila simulans, 714 nucleotides. RefSeq lists its product as uncharacterized. The coding region runs from base 202 to 714 and encodes 170 amino acids. Lineage: Eukaryota; Metazoa; Arthropoda; Insecta; Diptera; Drosophilidae. The transcript has 2 exons. The record is from RefSeq and is a predicted model, not a curated record.